This is a messenger RNA of Triticum dicoccoides, 399 nucleotides long. RefSeq names its product aconitate hydratase, cytoplasmic-like. Lineage: Eukaryota; Viridiplantae; Streptophyta; Magnoliopsida; Poales; Poaceae. The transcript is spliced from 4 exons. The record is from RefSeq and is a predicted model, not a curated record. The coding region runs from base 1 to 390 and encodes 129 amino acids.
AUGGCGGUGGUCCUCGCGUGGCUCAACGCCAGGGUCGUCGAUCCCCUGCUGCAGGGCGCGGAGCCGAAGCAGCUGGCCUUCUCCGCCGCACUCGGCGUCACCAUCGGGGUCUUCCCCAUCUGCGAUCGACUACCCUACUCGAUAAGUAUUCUGCUCGAGUCGGCAAUCAGAAACUGCGACGAGUUCCAGGUCACGGGGAAGGACGUUGAGAAGAUCCUAGACUGGGAGAACAGUGCCACCAAGCAAGUCGAAAUCCCGUUCAAGCCAGCCCGUGUCCUCCUCAAGGAUUUCACUGGUGUCCCAGCAGUUGUUGAUCUUGCUUGUAUGAGGGAUGCUAUGAGCAAACUUGGGAGUGACCCGAACAAAAUUAAUCCUCUGGUGAGUUCAUAGACCAGUGGU